Molecule: messenger RNA, 24733 nt
Organism: Spirometra erinaceieuropaei
Lineage: Eukaryota; Metazoa; Platyhelminthes; Cestoda; Diphyllobothriidea; Diphyllobothriidae
Source: the annotation of a GenBank genome assembly
AUGAUCUCACAGCGAAAGUUGUCUAAUGUUAUGGAGGGUCUGAGUAAGGUAAACACACCUUCAUCUUUCGAGUUUAAGGCGCAUUUAUGUCAUAGAAUAGGAUCUGUUUUCCUCUCGAAUGUUUUCUCUAAAUUCCCACUAAGUUAACAGGGAAUCCGGCAACACUCGCGUCGUUGGCCACGUGAUCCAACAAUUUGAUCUUUUUAAGAGCAACAAUUGUUGCUACAAAAACUCAACGAAACAGUGCGCAAUAGUGUCCUUUUAAAUUGAAUUGCUUGUGCCCUUUAAGUUUGUGCUGAAUAAUAUGUCUAUACGUACCAGGAGGUGACUAGAGGAAUGUUAGGUUGACUCAAAGUUGUUUCGGGAUUUUUCUGCUUUCACUAAACCGCUCAUAAUUAAACGUGACCACCGCAUGGGACACGAAACACUGCACAUAUGUCAAGUUCAUAUUUUUUUAAUCGCGAUGAUGAUUUAUUUUCGCUUUAGACUUUGACGUUUUUCAUUGAUACUUUUUCCGCUCGAGCACAAUGCCAAACGUCACUUGCGGCUGUUUUUUACAAUUUUUUUUGUUUCGCAGGUUUCGCAGCUUACAAAAGGAUCUCCUGUUUCACCUCCCGUCCCUAGCUGUCAUGGGAAUAUUCCAAGGUCUUGUUUAGAGGAUCCAACUCUAGAUGAAGCUGUAAGAAAACUUGUGGAGUUAAAUAGAGACAAACUUUCACACGAGCAACUCGUCGAUCUGCUUGCAUCCUUUUACUAUGUAACAAAUCGGUAUUUUCCACGUAAGCAUUCUGUUUUUCCACAAUUAAUAUGCAUACCUGGGUAGAAAGAAGUAAUCAACCACCCGCAAAUGUACGUUUUUGCGAUUAUGACAGAGCUUCCAUUUCAGUCGAUCCCACAGCCGCCUGAAAAGUACACGGAUCUCGAAUCUUGUCACCAGCCAGUUGCAUAUAUUCCAGAGACUUCAGUUUCGGCAGAAAAAAAUAACGACGAAGUUUCCCCUUCGCAGUCCGUUUUCUCUCUUAGAGAAAAGAAAAAGAUGCAGUGGAUGAAAGAACAAGGUAACAGUUAGCAUUGUGAGGGCCGCCUAUGGUGUUCAGCAGUUGUACAAAUACUAACCCGCCUUCCAUUCUACUUCACGUUUUCGCCGACAGUUUCAUUAAUUUUUCUCCCAUCGUAUAAAAUUUUUCAUAUAUUUUUCUGGUACGUCGUAAUAAAUGAUGCCUUUUUCUCCUCACUCGAAAGAAAAAUUGUCAUAACUCAUGCGUCAUUCUAGUUCAUUAAACCUGCGUCUGUUAAUGACCUCUGUACGGAUUCGCAUCGCUUUCACUCCAAACAUUUUAACACUUUAACAAAUUUGCUCUAAUACCUUUGUUAUUUCUACCUAUACAUCACAAUAAGUGUUCAAAUAAAUAACAGAAGUGUUCGUUGUUGAUGACAGGACCUUGACUUAGAAGAGCGAACGAAGUAGGGUCCAACUGUUUUUUGCCCUUUUCGCCGGUACACUAGGAUGGAUUUCGUAUUUUUUUAAUAGAACUGUCACUCUUGCCUUUAAAAAACAGGUCUUGAGGCCUCCCUUACAAACCCCUGUGCCUAAUUUAAGACAGGCUCUCAAAAUGCUACAGAACUCGCGAUCCAUAGGCUAUUCUGUAUUAUCUUAGUCAUUUCUGGAAAAGUUAGUAAAAAGCUUUUAUUUUGUUACUCCUUAUUACUGUUUAAAUUGUCGUCAAUUCGAAAGUGGACUGUGUCCCUUAUAUACAUUAUUGUAAUUCCACAUAACUUAAAGGCAACUAACACCGGACGUACUCAAAUAAAACGAAUGUCGAAAAGCGUAGAAAUGAGCUACAUUGAAUACUUAUGACCCGAUUCAGUCCUGAAACAGAGAUAUAGGCUCAGGUUUACUCAAAGCUUGUACUUGCAUCCAAAUAAGUUCUCGUUAUAUUUCGCAUACUCCUAUUCAACCAGCAUAACUGCUAACACUCGUUACUACUUCUGCAUCGAAUUCGGUCUGUCGGUAUCGUAGAAGAAAUGAGUCGUCUGAGUGAAGCCUCCUCGUGUCCGGCACCUGCAAAUUAUCAGGCUCCUUCCUCGGGUGCAGACGUCUAUUGGAAACCUGGCGAAUUGGACAACCAAGACCAUCUGCCUCUCGGCAGUCCUGUUGUCCCCACCUCGAUUGCUAGGACCGUACCGAUCCCUCACAUACCGCCCAACAAUACUCAAGGAGGCUUUUUCAUCGGCGAAGAUCCAAAAGUGAUGGCAGCGCAAAGGGUAUGUUGUUUACUUGUUUAUUCAUUACUCCUGAACGAAAUCUUGGUCAACGGUUACGAUAGAAAUGUGUCUGCGAACGCCCUGGCAAGGGAAUACUUACAGUGUUGUGAAAGUGUUGUUUGCUAUCUGAGUUCCCCAUAAGUAGUCUUAUCAUUUUUGUUAGAGGUUCAGUGUACAAAGAAAUUCUAAUAAACACUUCACACACAGUUCGAUCGUCGCGACCGACGGUGUUUACCGUUUACGUAACGUUUUGGUAACCAUGAUCACAAUCCUGAAUUUGAUCGGGUUGAUUUGAUGAAUUGUGUAGUCCCCCAAUAAAUCCGAAAGCAGUCAAUAUCUGUUAUCUAUACCUUAAAAAUGCUUUUGGAAAUCUGUGUAUUUUCAUCUGAUACGAUAUCAGUCUUAUAGUCCAUUUCAAGCCGUCGCCGAAAGGGACAAAAAAUAUUUAAAUGGCCGCCUCCGACUUGCUAUCGGUCAUCAGCUAUCCAUACACCAGUCACAGGCCCUAGGCGACCCACGUUUUAGACCCGGGUCAUUUGGUAUGGCUCUAUGAUGACUACAAAUUAGCCAGGAAUAGUCACUUCAGUCUCCCUCGUUGAUGAUAGCAACAUUUCCGGAGUAGAUAAUGUGUUUUUCUAUGUGACCGCCUGCGAGGACACUCGUAUGAGAAUGACUUGCCCUUUCAAGGAGGAAGAUUUAAACGGGAUUGCUACGCGGUCAGCACUCAUUGGAUCAAACGGCAAGACACCGACUCGUCUUUAUUUGUUUAUAGCUAGGAAAGUUCAAAUCCGCUUCCUGGAUCGCAACGCGACUUCUUUCUUCCUCUUGGUAUUUACAACACGAGAUAGUCAGGGUAGACAAAAACGAGGAUGCAUGACACUCUGAAUAUACCCUCCAUACACCCUGGGAAGCUAAUGCUGGACUGAGAGCAUAGCAGUCUGUCGUAAAAACUUCGGCAGUCGUGUUCGAGGCCACGCGGAUAUUGUGGGAGGGGGGAAGCAGAGAGAAAGCGAUAAUGAGGUGGUCGCGCCGACGUCUUUGAAGAUGUAGACAUCGCAUGGGCCUAUUCGAUUAUGCGCACGUAUACAGAAGCAGAUCCUAAAGUAUCACCUGCCACCCAUGCAGAAAUCAUGCAACAAAGUCCGCUUCGUUGUCGGUGACAGGCGGCACAUUUUGUAAUUGCCGCCAGUGUGUGACUCGCGUUAGACGGAGGUUUCAAGCCUCGCCAGCCACUGCGCCUAGUCUCGUAUUCAUUUGGCAGGGCUCGGAAAUGCCUCACGUAUGGGACAGGAAUAAGUGGUGCGGUCAUUACAGCUAAGGUACACGCUUUUCUUUGCUAAAAAUAACUGACCUUGUUCUGAAACUAUCACGAUGCGCCAACAUCCGUGACCGAAAAAAUAAAUCGGUCUUACUCAUGACUAAUGAUCGAGUUGUGGUGGUCCCGUCUGGUUGCUACCUCUAUAACACUCAUUUACUUUCGAUCCAAGACUCUCAUUGAGUGCUGGUUCGUGUUUGACACACGUAGGCGUGGCUUUGUCCUCCUCAGCCAUUCUUGUCCGUCCCUAGUCGCCUUGACACUUGCCGUUAGAACAUCGAGGUCUCAGUGGGGUCAAUACGGCGCAAUUCUGUUUUAUAAACAGACUCACGCGCAGUCCUUUUCUGCGUCCACUUUGCGACAGUGAUGGCCUUACUGUCGCAGACAGCAGCGUUUUCAAAAUCGUCGUUGAACUUUAUCAACUGUCUACUCCCUUAAAAAAUUGUCUUCCAGGUCCCAUGUAAAGCGUUACACACCUUUUCUAAUAAUCACCGACGUCUUUGAGAUAUAAAUUCCCGACAAAGGGUGUCCAAAUCUGAGUCGCUUGAGUGUCACACUUUUAAAUUUCGACUUUCCAGAAAUAUCGGUCUGCCCUCCACAACACCGACGAUUUGAAAGGAAUGUUUAUCGGGUUAGCGGGUAAGAACUGAAAGAGAUCAAAACAAUACGAAACGUGCGGCCUUGCCAUCGGCCCAGCUCGGCUCUAAGACGGUAGUUAAGGGGAGUCGUGAUUACUUUUAUUGGUCGAUAGUUGGGAUUAGAAUCAAAACCUCCUAAGCUUCUGAAAUGAGCUCCCAUUCACUGCAACGUAAUCGGGUCUAAGCUUAAGCCUACUUCUACCUUUUGGUGAGAACAUGACUAUUUCGCGAGGCUGUCGAUUGUCAAUUAUACUCCUUGUCUUCCAUGACGUUUGAUGAUGUACCAACUAGUAAAUAUCAUCAUAUCUGAAUUUCGAGGGACCAAUGUCUACUUAUCACCGAAAUAGUACUUCUUUUCAGUAGUAAAGCUAUCCGUCCAAAUGUUCUGUCUUCGCAGCCGCUGCACAUUCUACACCGUACGUGAUGAACUGUAUUUGUGUCGAAGGUUGAGACCCUACAGUAGGUGUCGGUGGACUUUUAUUUCCCACAACCGAAUUGAAGUUUGUUGACCAUCGAAUUUUAAUGGCUCUGCUCCGGCAGAAUAUUUACUCCGUUUGAGUAGGCCCUGUGUUAGGAUUAGUAGAAGGUCUGCGUUACCGCCUCCAACGGCUCAUUUUGGUCGAACACGGGAAUAUGAACCCGAAUUCCAGGGGUCAUCUAUCCCCGUGUCUUAACUUGUACCCUAACCUUGACUCUAGCUCUAACACUAACCCUAAAUACCUUGGAAUUUACGGCAAGGCCACCUGUAAUAUGGUAAGUUCAUAUCUCUGUUCCCAACUCUCGUUUUUUGCAACAGGUAAGUGGUAGCUGAAACCUCCUGACCGCAUUUGUCAAAAUGCUUUCUGCUGAAAUUAUUUACAAUGGAUCGGUCCUAUGCGCACAGAAGAACUUCAUACAGGUCUCACAGUUGCCAUGGUUCAAAGCCACCAAGCCAGCCAUACGCAUGUAAUUACCUUUACCGGGACCCACCUCCUCCCUGGCGCUGACUGGAAUUGUGGUGUUUCACUCUCCCCCUCCCAUUCCCAAACCCGAGCUACUGCAGACGCAUGCUCGCCAAAUUGCCUUUCGAAGUGCUGAUAGAUGUUGACAUUUGUACCCCUGCCGCUCUUAGGAACGCCAACGGCAGGAGUGGCUGGCUGAGCUCGACAGACAGGUGCAGGAGAAAAGAGCUUUGAGGGAGAGAGAGAAGACUCGGGUGCUGAACGAGGAAAUGAAGUCGCAGGUACCCUGUACGCCAGUGUACUUGAGGCACAUCGACCCAUCAGAUGCAGGUGGCGCCCAAUGCGACGACCGGGUACCCCGACUUCACGUCGUCGACGUACCACCACCACCGUCGCAACCAGCACAGUCGCAGCCAGUUCCGAACGGGAUCCACGAGGCUUCUCCCUCCACCAGGGAUAGAACAGCGCCGGAAGUAAUUAAUCCUACCCACCAGCAGCCCCAUCUCCGAGACUCAUUGAACCAAAAUACCCCUGCUGAACAGGUCUUCUCUCGUGGCCGAGGUCUUGCAGAUCUGGAGGAGAGAUCCAAACAGGAGGCAAUCAAAAGGAGACAGCAACAGCUGGAGCUUCAGGUAACUUCCGGCUGACAGUGCAUGGACGGUUAAUUUCUUUUUGUGCACUAACUGCGUAAGGACCUUCCAAUGCUGGUACUUGUUAACCGGGAGGCAGUUGAUGUACUAGUUAAAAUCUGCUUUGAUUCCGGUCCGACCCCAGCCAGUUGUCUUGGUCGCCGAUGUGUCGGUGUCAUGCGGUACUCAUGUAAGUGCGCAAGAAUUCUCUGUAGAAUACUUGAGUUAUCACUUAUUCAUUCGAGAAUUUAGUAUAAGAACCCCUUACUUUCACCAGUUCUAAUCGAUUUUUAAGACAGAUGACUUAACUAUCGGUCGAGCGAUCUCAAGUUUACCGCGCAUGUUUUCCUCCUUAUAUUGUUUGUUAAGCGUUUAAGAAACCCUGCAGGGAACGUAAAUCGCAUAUUUAACAUUUACGGCACACUAGAGUUACGAAAAUUCCCACUGUAAAAUUCAAAAGGCAAUUUGGCGAGCAUACGUCUGCUUUCGAUAAAUUCUCUUCGAGCCUGUACAUUUAUAUGGCUAUUAAAGGAAUGAAUUAAAAGAUACGGACAGGUAGAUAAUAAAGCUGUAGCUCGGGUUUGGGGAGGGGAGGGGGAGAGUGAAACACCACAAUUCCAGUCAGUGUCAGGGAAAAAGUGGGUCCCGGCGAAGGUAAUUACAUGCGGGUGGCUGGUUUGGUUGCUUUGACCCAUGGUAACUGUGGGAACAGUGUGAAUUUCUUCUGUGCGCAUAGGACCGGUCCGCGUAGCCUGAUUGCAUCCGCCUCUGCCAUAGCCAACAAGCACUGCCCAAGUAGUUUUGGAUAGCUUGAUGGGACCUUGUAAAUCACUGAAGACUGGCGUCUACGCAGUGGUCUGUGUCUACCGGCACAUUGUCUCUAUCAAGCUGGGAGUGAUUUGCAGUGAUAAUGUGGCGUUCUAUAUUAACAUUGACCAACUCAAAUGAUGUGUUCUUGUUAGCAUGUUGUCAAGGUCGCUCUCGGCCACCACCGACUGUCUCGACACUGUCUUCCUAUCGGAACAAGGAGGAUGAUGGAGGAGGGAGUGCAACAGAUGCAUCGAAAGUCCGUCUCGCUAAAUGCGCAAGUCGCCGAUGCUACGCCCACCUUGUGGGGCACACGGGGAACAUCGCCGGAUGUGACGGUUGAUCUGUUAUAUUACGAAGGGACGCGGUUGAUUCCGACCAGAGUUACGAGAAUUUCCGAUGAAGGAUUCCGGAGAGCAGUUAACGAGCAUACGUGUGCUUUCCACAAAUUCUCGUCGGAUUGCAAUCAAAACACAAGAGGACAAGAGAAACCGCUCCCAAUUUGUUUUUUCAUAAAAGUUGGGUAUGUAAAUGGCGAGGGGUGAAGAAGGUACUAAGAGACGGUGAGGGUCAAGUAAAGUCGUUUCAGGGGAUGGGGGGGGGGUGGAGAGUGAAGAAAAGUGCGUGCAGCUAACUGAUCUCUGGCCAUGGUUGACGUGGAGCUUCCAUAAGGUUCUUCUGCGCGCACAGGACUGGCAUACAUAACCUGAAGAGAGUUGCUUCUGUCGUUGCUAGCAGACACCGACCCAGUGGCUCAUGGUAGUUCGAUGGGACCUUGGGAAUCACACUACUCCUGAAACGGACCACGCGGCAGAUGCCCUGGACCAACGCGGAAGCUAGACCGGGGUUCGACUGGCGUUACUGUGAAUGCGCACUCACAACAACUGUCGACAUUUGGGGGUGUGGCAGCACGCUCAGGUACAGGCCCACGUUGCACCGAUCUAAGCUGCCGUCUUUUCUUCUUGUGUAAAAUCUUCGUCAGUGUGCGUUGUGAGCGCAGGGGUUUGGUGGUACGCCUAGGUGCGGGUUUUCGCCGUGUAAGCCACCUGCGCCUUCUCUCGCCUCCGGUCUUCUUGACUCUGUCAUGACACCGGGCCGAUGUGGGGGAGAAGAGAGUCCGGUAGACGCUGUGCAAGUCUGCUAUCACUAUAGGCUAAUUUGCGCGCAAUCCACUGUUCCUUCUCUCACACACGGUGAACAUCGUCGGAAACGACGGUCGAACUGUUGUCUAUCACACGGAAGGUUCCGCUAUGUGCUGUACUGACGUGAGGGCGAUGUCAGCCGUCAUUUCGUCUUGGUUGGGCCUGACCCUGACUGACAAGAACGUCGAGAUGGCCAACUGAAGUCAUGGAUGGAAGUGGUGAAAGCUGGCCCCAAGGGCAGAUGUUGGCCUGCCGUCUCUGGGGCUGAUAUAUCAACGGGCUAAGGAGUUUGCUGCUGACCGACUAAAAUGAAGAACAACACUGCGAGAUGUCGUGAAUCUACAACAUAGAGUCAGUUGCUUAGCCAGGAUAAAAGUCUUUUGAAGUAUGUAAGCAAGCUAGGCCUUCGAUGGGACCGCCAAUCUAUCAAAGUGACUACCACUCUCUGGUCACCCAAUGCAUCCUGGGUGACAAUUCGUUAGUCAUCACUGUAGUUGGCUCUCUUCACCAGACUAAGCGUACAGAUUGGACGAUGGGUGGGGGACUUUGAUAAGGGGCGUUUAGGCGUCCUAAACUUAUUUAACCAAACCUUCACCCCCAAAAGUUUUUUUUUCCAAUAUAGGGAAGAUUGGCGUGUUGUUAUUGUUAACGCUGUUAGAGUUGCCAGCGUAGCGGGUAGUCCGGCUGGAUGUCUUGCAACCGAGACAAGUCUAGGAGUAGAGUCGGGGCAUGUGAAGACUUGAUGAAAAUGACGAGUGGAAGCAGGGCGUGUGGAUUGUGGUUUCUCAAGCGCCUUAGUCGAACACUGUCCAUAGAGUGCCACGUUUGAGCCGCAUGUGCCGCGGAGGUGGGUGAGUCCUCGUGAUCUGUUCGUUGUGGGAACAGGAGCUCUGUUGCCUGUGGCCGCGUAGGUUCGGCGGUUAGAAGUAAUUCUGGCGCCCCUACUACGCUCUCCCGAGCUCUCCCUCAUCUUCUUCGUCGGCUUUAAAUGUCAAACUGUCCCUUGUUUAGGCGGCGUACGACAAGCAGAUAAAGGAGCGAGAGGCCCGCAGAAAGGAGGAACGGGAGCGCCUGAUGCGGGAGGAGUUGGAGGAGGCGAAGCGUAUAGCUCGGGAACGUCAGCGAAUGGAGCAAGAAAUGAGAGCGGAGGAGCUGCGUCGUAGAGAAAAUCCGGUAAGCCAGUUUGCAUGCCCUUUGCUGUCCUUUUUUCAUUUUGUGCUCAUAUAGGCGGGUCUGCGAUUUCCGUCCUGUUUUCCCAACGUAGUUGCAGUCUCCACCGUUACAACGUAUUUGAUAGACAACUGCUGAGGUUUCAGUGAGUGGCAGUAUGUCUUUGGGUUGCAUCAAACGGCGACGAAUUGUUGCCUGGGGUUGAUUGGCAAUGCCUACCCUGGCGGGUUGUAACAGUCGUGAAACCGCCUCGGAGACUCCUUUAAUGUAAGGAAUAGCCCUCCAGACUUCGGGUUGUUCUUCUUGUGGCCGUCGUCUGUUCACUCGGCGCUCGCUUUGCUUGAUGAGGUAGCUUGGGUAUCCAUUGGUUCGAAAGAUGUCAUGAAGGUAUUGUCCUUCAACUCUUUUGUCCGCUGGUGUGCUGCAAUGUGUUUCAGCUAUUUGGAAUAGAGUACGGACACAGCUGCGUUUGUGAGAGAGGGCGUGAUUGCUAUUGAAGUGUAGUAUUUGUCCUGUGUUGGUGACUUGUCUCAAAACGGUAGUUUGUAAUUGCCCAGUUGUACAACGACGCACAAGGACAUCGAGGAAGGCAAGUUGGUUGUUUGUUUCGGCUUCCAUCGUGAAUUGGAUAUUCGGGUCAACCGAGUUCAGUAAUUCUUUAAGGUGCACCACGUCAGAUGAUUUGACAAUGGCGAAGGUGUCAUUGACGUAACGAACCCCGAACUUUGGUUGAUACAUGGUGAACACCAAGUAUUCUAUCCAUUGAAGAACCACUUCAGCAAUCAGCCCUGAUAUGGGGGAGUCCAUAGGGAACUGAUUAGCAGAAGCCACUGUUGUUGGCGAUCCUUCUGCCAGGAACUUAAGACGAGCAAACAUCCAUUUUGCCAAAUCGUAUGCAGGAGUACCACCUGGGGAGACGAUGGGCCUAAGAGGUAUGUUCGCUUUGUGUACCUUCGGCAGACCAUAGAACCCCGCGGUGGCAGAGUCAGAGUUUCAUAAGAAACCAAUCUUUGGCUGUGAUUGCCCCAUUUGCUCUGAGUUUUGCCAGGCUUGUGCUUAUUUGAGUAAGCAGAUUUUUCAUCUCACUGGCUGGACGUUUAUAGGACUGUGGAUCAUCGAGUAGGCUCAAAGCUGUGACGCAUGUCAAAUUAUUGGGUUCAUCGAUUGGCCAUUGCUAUGUCAGUAUUCGCCUGCCUUCCCUUCACACAGAUUGCUACUCAGGAACAAAAACGGGAGAAGGAUGAGGCGUUUCAACGGCCACCUUCGCAAGGCAAAGUACAAUCUCCUGGUGUCGGCGCUGCAACCCCUGAAAAGCAGAUGUCAGUGGCGGACUCGCCCAUACCAAAAGCUGACAGGCGGGCACCGGUAGAAGAAAGACAGGCAACGGUGGAAGAAUGGCCGAUCCUAACGAUGGACAGACCCCUACCUACCACGAAUAAAAAUAUUGCAAAUUCUGAUAGACCGAUACCCACGGUGGACAGGCGGAUAGUGGGGGUGCCACAAACGGUGAGGGCUUUUGAUUUAGUGCUUAUUUAGUGCUUCAGUUAAAUUCUGAAAAGUUUAAAUGCCAGUUUUUACGUGAAGCCUCAGCCUGACUACUCGGAGUGGUUUUGACUACAUGCUAACCAGACUAGUCCGUGAGAUCGCUGUGGCGGACUUGCUGAGUAAACCAUAAUCCGGCAAAUCUAUCUGGAAGACCUAGCCAGAACUCACACUAUUUCGCCAACGCUAACCGGGUUAACCUGCAUUGCGGGUGCAAGAAGAAUUAUCGCAUUCCAGUAUGCACUGCGUAGCUCUUCCGUCUGAGGAGACUAGCUUGCAGCCUUACCAUCCGGGACCCAUUGACAGAGAUCUAGACACGUCGACCGCAGUGGACACCGUAGGAAGAUUGUGGAAGCCUGCAAAUGAUGGAGGUUUAGGAGUUUGACCCAACUUUAAUGCACGAGUCUCUGACUUGUCAUUUAGAUGAGCAUCCCGGAAACAAGGCAGUUCAAGCUUGCUGUGUCGUGGUGCCUUUAUCGGACUCUACGGAAUCUUGUAUGGUAAAUGCUUUGUCAGACCUCAAACCGCAUGCUGGUCAGGAGAAGCUUAUAUUUCAGACGCAAGCCCUAUAUUUCACGGUUGAUGUCCACUGCAGGUCGCUCAGUCACUAACUAACCGUGAGCGCGCCGGGUAGGCAGCAGCUAGGUUAAGUUGUAGGCACAAUCUUUCCAUGUUUUCUAUCUCCUUGCCCUGAGAAUCAUUUCAUUUCCUUCAUGACGAACUGGUAAGAGCUACUGACUUUCUCGUGUUUUAGGUGUACUUUGCUUUUCUUGUUUGUCCAUAUCUUUAUGAUAUUCAUACGGCUAACUGACUUUUGCGGAGCCCACUCUGUCGGCGUUUGAUGCGCCUGCAAAGCUUUCGUCAGACCGUGCCCAGAACAAAUUUGUUGGCAUACAGGUUACUGUCAAGGUCGUCUUGAUCUAAGGCUGCAUACUCUGAUUUUUACACCACGAUACCUGGUGUUUUUGGCCACAGGUACACUGCACCCGAUUGAAUUUCGGUAGCGCAGCUCCUCAGUCGAUGUAGGACCUUCGUUUUAGUGAGGUAGCAUCUCAUGUGACCCGUUAGCGCAUUUAUUUUAUCGGCAGUGGAGUUAGUCGGUGACGUCCGCUCUCAGGACCCCUGUAGGAGUGAAUGCCGCCAACGCGGGCAUCAGUUAAUUAAUUGGUGCGGUCUGCCGAGAUCCGGAUAGGGUGCUUAACGGCGUAUAUUUUGCAAUUAGACUCCAACCGGACCCCAUUGUUGGGAACCACUUGAGGGUCAGAGGACAAGGACCUUGUCGUGACCAAGCCGUGUGAGUGUGUAUGUCUGUCUAUACUCAGAGCGCUACUAUCGUCGGGCCAAAUACUCAUAUUGGAAGGGGAAGACAGGAGGCACUAGAAUGAGGGGUUUAUUGUGCACAGAAUUCGGAGUUGUCCUCUCAGGCGGCAGUGGUCACUGGCGAAGUCAGGACUGCGUUGACUGCGUCCAGUCAUGCCUGAGAUUCUCUGAGAUAGUGGUGGCAGCCACUUGCAGGCUUGUGGGCCAAGCUCAAGUGGUGUCCAGUCAGUGUGUGUUGCACUUUCCGAGGGGUGGUGUCCCAGUGGCUUGUUUUGCUGGUUGCAGGGGGUGGCGCGUUCAAGUGACGCAUGGGUAGCCGCGACGCUGUGUGGGCGCAAUGGUGUCCGAGCUGAAGUCGGCUGAGUGGCUUCAGGUCAGCUCGUCUUGGACGACCCGCUGCAAGGGGUGAAUGACCUUGAGACAGCGAGGUCUUGAACAGUGACACCCGGCCGGUCAUGAUGGCUGCCCGCUACAACCUCGCUGACUCUGCAGACGGAUAUAUCUGCAUUGGUGAUGGUCUAUGCAAACUAUACAAGCACAAGUAAUGUGAAGUUUAUGCAAAAUUUACAUAUUUGCCCUUAAACAUGUUGCUGUUACUAGACUAGGUUUGCCGUAGAUGAACUGUAUGAUCGAUACGAAGCUUUGACUGGUGUGACACGCUUUUACAACAUCAUUGAGGCAUUACUUUCCUCCUGCAGGUGGAUUGGGAGGUAUCAGUCGCUUGCAUUAUUUCAGGUGCCUGCAGUAUGUGAACCCAUUUGUAAGCAGACGAGAAGUAGGUCUCUGUCGAAGGUGGACAGUUCACACUUGAUGAUCAACCUAGGAGAAAAUGCCCAAAUCGUCAAUGCGUCCUUUCGUUUGGUCCUCUACUUUUCAACGGAUGUAGAGUUCAACAGAGGACUCUCCUAGCACGCUUAUCUCCUGCUUGACUUGCAUUUAUGAAAUUCCUCCGCGAUCUUUAAAAGACGUUACUUCAUACAUUUUCAGGAGAGACCUCCCUCAAGGCCACUGGAUGCGUGUCCUUCCGUUUACACCCCAGCGACCAAUGGUACUGCAACCAGCUCUACGAAUAAAAAAAGACACGACAAUAGUACAACUAAGAGGUCCGUAGGAGCUCAUCAAGGUUAGUUAAUGUCAUUCUCUUACGGAGACCGUUGCCCAGCGUACACAGUAACUUCCUCUACAGCCGUUAAGAUUACCCAACUUGAUAAAGAACCUGCGGCUAGUCAGCACAAAGGUCAAGUAGCCUUUUGUUAGCCCCUCCACCCCAAACACAGUGAUAAUCCAGAGACCACAGUCAGAGCAUACGAACGGGUAUCCCCACCAGAAAUUUCUGCAGGAGUUCAAUUGAGUUGCUGUAUGUCAUAAUUGAGGACACCCCUGAUGGUGUUUUACAUCGAUCUUCAAUACGAAGUGCCAUUAUAACAUUUGCAAAAAACCGGCUUAUUAUACUGCUCUACUCGGUAGUCGCAAGAGGGACAUUCUGAUGUUGUUCAACUAACAAAUUCCAUCAAGGCCUACGAAAGGAAUUGUGCACCGCCUGUAAAUUCAAGAGUAUGUUUGUGGGCUUCUCCCUCUUGGCGUCGCUGACCACAUCGGAAGGAUGUACUUUGGAGUAUCUGAGCUGGGCAGCACCUCACCAGUACUGACAACUGGUUGAUUGGAGUCUAGAGUACGUAAAGAUUGAGGCACAGGAGGUGUUGGUCUGACAGUUAGAUGGGACUUUGCAGGUUAAAAAAGUGGUCGCUUAGGACUGAAGCGACACACAGAUAAACUUUGGCGCGUAGUUUUUCAAGAACAUUCCAGGUCUGAAACGGAUACGACCGCACCAGAGCUACUGAGCUAUCUCAGUGCCUUUUUUGUAAAACAUGACCGAUUAGCCAACAGUCACUCUUCGUUGUUACCAUCACUCAAAGUUCUCGAUCAGAAUGAGCCUUGUUGCUAGUGCUAGACUCAGUUCUGGCAGAAAGCAGUGUUGAAGAAGGAGGCACGAUCGCUGGGACAAGAGCUUUAUUAGCUUGACGUUUCAGAUCCCUGUUCGAAUCCAUCAUUAGAGACAACAGCAGAUACAGGUGAUUCACGCACAAGGGGCUGUAGUACUUAUAGGACGCAGUCGCCAUGCUACCGCAUACCUAUGAACAUUCACGCCCCCCCCUUCAUCCGGGAUCGUUGCACUUGGUGUGCUAAUUGUCCCAGCGAUCGUGUCUCCAUCAAGAUUACUUCCUGCGACUCGUCUCUUCGCUUCUAUUAGAAAACAGUGUGUCCGCAGGGCCUUAUAUACCGGGACGGCAAAACCCUAACCAAGUGAACAUCCCACCAAAGCUAACGGACUGACUUAGAGGCAAACCCACUCCAUUAUACCAUCUUCGAACGCUGCUCCGCAUGGCAGCCAAUAGUGUGUGCCGUACUCAAGCCCUGCUCCUGCUGUCGUGGGUCCGAACCCCACCGAGUUUUUCGCGACUGCUCAAGUGAAUUAUUCAACCUGCCAAAACACCUGUUAAUAGCAGUUCACGCACCACCUCUACUAGGAUUGGAGGAAAGACACGGAACUGGGACCGUAAUGCAAGUGACCUUUCGCUAGAUUCCAGGCGGGGUACCUAUUCCCGUGCCCUGGUCCUAGAACUAGCACUAACCCUAACUCAGUCUGUAAUCCUAACCCUAGUCCUAAAUUCCGUCAUAUCCCCAACCCUAAUCUCCAUGGAUUUAGUGUAAGGCCACCUACAUUGCGGGGAUCCAUACUCCCAUGUCCUACCCUGGUUAGUAGGAACAUGAUUGAAUGGUAGGGGGCGCUCACCGAUCGUUCUUAUGGAACUCACUCGUGCCGUUGUGCCUUAUGGACUCUCUCUCUCUCGAGUCCAACCAGCAGCCACACAGCCGUGCAUGAUUUAGAAGUCAACGCCUCUACUCACCGGGCCACGAGCACGUUGUGCUGUCGGUUUUCGAUCGGGAAUAUACAAUGUUAGGGGGCGCUCACCGAUCCGAUCGAAAACCGACAGGGCAACGGGCUCGUGGCCCGGUGAGUAGAGGCUUUGACAUCUAAACCAACGGGUCGCGAGUUCGAGGCUCGGGUUUUCCACACUUCAGGCUUGGGUAUGGCUGGCUGACGACGGCUAAUAAGCCAGAAAUGGCCAUUCCAGUCUCCCUUGUCUUUAUCGGUAAUAUAAUUCUGCCUUUAUAUCAUGCGCCGCUGCGCGGCUGCUGGUUGGGCUCGAGAGAGUGCCCUUAAGGCACAACGGAACGAGUGAGUUCCGUAUGAACGAUCGGUGAGCUCCCCCUACCUUUGUGUAUUCCCGAUAGAAAACAGACAGGGCAACGGGCUCGUGGCUCAGUGGUUAGAGGCGUGGACCUCUAACAAACAGGUCGCGAGUUCGAGCCUCCGGGUGUGCACACUUCGGGGUUGGGUAUAACUGGCUGACGACGGCUAAUAAUCCAAAAAUGGCCAUUCCAGUCUCCCUUGUCUUUGUCGGUAACAUCAGGAACAUGAUGCGUUUACGCGGUGCACUGCCUUGUAGAGUUGACCCAUGUGCAACUACCACCUGUUAUUGUACGACUCAUAUGGCAGCAGUGCACCACCGUGAUUUCUCAACCCUGCGUGCAGGGCCAUGAACCGUUUGAUUCUCAGGAGACUACAUGUUCACCCGCUAAAUUUGCCUGCAUUCUGUGCCAUUGGCUUUGCAACCGUAGAUUUCAAGCAUACGUCAAAAAUUAUACUUGAUCCGAUUAUCGUGUGGCCUCAUAAAGACCUCCUUAUGCCUUUUUAAAGCUCCACUGCCUAUCGCUCUAUUAGACUUUUGUCAUUCUUCGGUCAAUUCGUCUUCUUAGGCAAACCAAAUUUGAUCUUUGUAGCUGUUCCCAGAGCGAAUGGCAAUGCGACCUACAAUGCCCGCCAAAGGUGCUCCACAAAUUAUCGGAGACCCUCCAACCAGCACGUUUCGGGGGUCGUUACUCCGACUGAUUUUGGUGCGGCCGCCAGAGCGGAGUACCGUCAUCAGGAGGCAACAAGACGGUCCUCGGAUCGUGCGACUCCUCUCGGUGUUAUUCGGACCCAAGCUAACCUCUGUCCGCCUGCGGCCGACUUCCUCUCCGCCAUCACGAAUCCCGAUUACGCCUAUGACGGGGUGUGUUCGGGCCUCGAAAAAUGUCAAGUCGGCAAGGUAGAAUCCAGAUUUAUGCGCAUUUCUUUUUUCGGUACUGCAAGGCGCUAUUAUCUUUUAAGGCAUUUCACACAAAUCUUGCAUAUGAAGUUAUUUUUCCUGCAUGCCCCGCUUCGCUUCUCCAUCUAUUGGUUUUUCCAGUUGUGACAAGUUUUUCACGCCAUUCUAAGGCAUUUUUCUGCUCUGCAAGGCCGCUGUCACCGUUUUUUGCAGCAUUUGACAUUUAGUAACUUCUAGGGUUCAAAAAGUUUUUUUUAGGUCAUCGUCUUUGUCGCCUUGGUUCGGAAGCGACCACAAGGGAUGAUUUUCUGACUAAGCAAGGUCGGGACUGCACGAAAGGUUCUGCAGAAUUUCCCAAUUGAGCUCUCGGAAGGCUGUUUUGACGAGUUGUCCCGUGUAGGGCCGGGUGUUGCAAUUUUGCGGAAUCAGUUGGCCUUGACGGCCGUUUUUUUUCUUGAAUAGCUUCAUGUAAACCGCGCAGUUAGGCUGCAUAGGCGUUUCUGUCCAACGUCUGGUUUUGCUUAAACAUUUUAUAAUAGCUUAUGCCCUAGGCAGUAUGUUAUUACCGACAAACGCAAGGGAGACUGGAAUGGCCAUUUCUGGCUUAUUAGCCGUCGUCAGCCAGCCAUACCCAAGCCCGAAGUGUGGAACACCCGAGCCUCUAACUCGCGACCUGUUGGUUACGAAGUCGACGCGUCUAACCACUAGACCACGAGCCCGUUGCCCUGCCGGUUGCGAUCGGGAAUAUACAAUGGUACAGGGGCGCUCACCGGUCGUUCUUGCAGAACUCACUCGUUCCGUUGUGCCUUACUGGCUCUCUCUUGAGCCCAACCAGCAGCCGCACAGCGGCGCAUGAUAUAGGCCAGGUCGCGAGUUCGAGCCUCGGGUGUUCCACACUUCGGGAUUGGGUAUGACUGGAUGACGACGAUUAAUAAGCCAGAAAUGGCCAUUCCAGUCUCCCUUGUCUCUGUCGGCAAUAACAUACUGCCUAUAUCAUGUGCCGCUGUGCGGCUGCUGGUUGGGCUCGAGAGAGAGCCCGCAGAACGAGCCCGCGAGUUCCCUGAGAACGAUCGGUGAGCGCCCCUGUACCACAGCUUAUGUCCUCCCAACCCCAUCACACGCAAAUCAUGGUCUUUUGCGGAUACAGAUCCUACAUCAGCCGAGGAAUAGUUGCCUGCUCGUCACGACCCACCUACUCCUUCCUUUUUGCCUUAUAUUGACGUGAAGGCAGCGUUUCUUGUCGCCAGCUUGACCGUCUUUAUAGAAGAUGUCCACAGUGUACCCUACAGCACGGAGAGCGCAAGGACGGUGACUCGUGUUCGAAUUAGUCUAUAGUUGUGGCAGACUUGCGCUGCAUCUACCGCACCCCCUCCUCUCCCACCUGAGCCGCUGUCAAAACAGUCAAGAAAACCGGAAGGCGGGAUUGGGUUCAGGUGGUUGGUGCGGCGCGGGCCAAUGCCAAGGUACUCCACCAUGCCCCCCUUUUCCGCUUACAAAUAACCAGGACUUCACGAGAAAAAGGGGGGCGACUGGGAUCCCAUCUGAGUGGGAGGGAGUGUAGUAGGAGGCGCUCACCGAUCGCGCUACGGGAUUUCCUCGUCCCGUUGUGCCUUAGGGCUCGAUCUGGAGCCCUACAGACAGUCACACAGCGGUUACUGCCAUAUGCAGAGUGUGAAUGACUGGACUGACCGCUUCUGGCUUAUCAGCCGUCAUCAGCCAGCCAUACGCAGUCCCAAGUUUGCAAUCCCUGAGGUUCGAACCCGCGUUCUGUUGCUUAGAAUUCAACACUCUAGCCAGUGGGUCACGAGCUCGUUGUCUUGUCGGUUGCGACCUGGUAUAUUGACUGUGGUGGGGGUGCCAUACAGAUCACACUGGGUAAGAGGGAGCCAUUGCAGCCUGACUCCGUUCUGGGAGAAGGACCGAGGUAUCCUACCAACUGACAGCCGUCCAAGCCACGGCUUAUAGAGCUCCGUGAUAAUCUCAAGCGCGUCGGAUUGUUUGUCGUAAGGAAUAUGCGCUGAGAGAGUUGACCUUACCCCCUCCUCCCCUCCCGUACACCAGUCGAUUGUCUGAGCCGAUCAGUUUUCUGGUUUGGGGUUGGAUGCAGCUGUUGACAGGGUUAGGAAGCUCGUCUGCACGUGCCACGCACACGCGGCGUGGCUCCCCAUACGCAACACGCUGGGGUUUCACACACAACGGGUCGACGGCUGGGGUCUUGCAUGUGGAGGGUGCCAUUGGGGCUACAUUAAGAAGUAGCCAUUACAGUCUGGCUUAGUCCACCAGUCUGUCACUUCACACAGGCACACACUGGGCUGACUGCGUGGUCUAAGUUGAAAUCCUCAGUUAGCAACCUUGCAAGCCACGGCUUUUAAAGCUCCGUGAUUGUCUACAGCGCGUCAGAUUGUUUGUAGUGAGUAAUAUGCACUGAGAUAAUUGACCUUCCUCCUCCUUCGCGUACGCCAGCCGAUUGUCCAAACCGGUCAACCAACUGAUAGGGGAGGUUAGGCGCAGUCGCUGGCAGAGCUAAAAACAUCGAUGUAAAAAUCUUCAUUUGUGCCCGCGGAUGCUUUUUUUUCCGCGCGAGAAAAUUGGUAACAAUGGUGAGACACCGAUACCCAACGGCGAACUCAACACCACGGUGUACAGAAAGGCGACUAACACGACCCAGAUUCUCAACUGCCACAAGAACCACCCAAUGGCGCAUAAACGAAGCUGUGUUAGGACACUCUUCCAAAGGGUAAAAACGCACUGCAGUGAACCAGAGGGACGAGUACGAGAACUUCGGCAUCUUCGGGACCAACUGGCAAGGAAUGGAUACCCGAGCAUCUUCGUCAGCCGCUGCCUCCGCACGCACCCACGGCGAACAAACGGAGGAGAGCCGCCAACACUCUGGCACCCUCUACCAUUUAUAAAGAACGUGUCCGAAGAGAUGGAACGUAUCGUUGGAGAGCUCGGCGUGGGUAUCGCUCACCGUCCGACAGCGACCGUGCGCCGCAAAAUCAUGCGAGUGAAGGAUCGCCAAGACGUGGGAGAACAACCGGGUGUCGUCUAUCAGAUCCCAUGUCGGGACUGCCCUCGCCACUGCGCAGGACAGACCGGACGACGACUUAGCUAACGAAUAACGGAGCACAAACGGGCGGUCCGGAGAGGCGACCCGUUGUCUCACAUCGCCACUCACACCUUGGAGUAAGGCCACGAAUUCAAUUUCGCGAGCACGCGGAUAGUAGCGCUGGUCAACAAUAAGACAGGACGAGAACUGUUAGAGGCCUGGGUGUCUGACACUAACUCUAUCAACAGGCGCGUUGACAUACCCCCCUGCUAUCACGCGCUCCGUUCCCGAGGCCAAGAGACGAGACCCAAUUUCCAGCCAAGGGUGCACGCAGUCACGCCACCGUGAGACGGCGUGGGACUCAACUUAUCGCGAAUACCACCCUCUGCACUCAUGUCUGUCCCCCCCCCCCUUCACGGCUUGACCACAAAAACAGCUCAUUUGAUGUCGCAUUCUCACAGUCUCUGACGGUGGCCUCCUGUACGAGACCGAAAGCUCAUACUAAUACACCUACUGUCCCAGAGAUCGUGUGUUCAUCUUCUUUACACCGAUACAUGUUUCCCGCCAAAGCAUACAGCGCCCACGCUCCAAACUUUUCGACUUUUCCAGCCGACUCCAAGCGGCUGAGGGUGGUAUGGUGGUGCCUAUGCAACUUUUCCGCCAGUUAUCUGUUCGGACGUUGUUUUUCCACAAUAAGGUUGUACAAUGCAAACACGACGAACCAUGCAGAAUUUAAUGACGCUACACAUUUUCUGCGUCCGCCUAUUUAACUGCGCACGGCCAUUGCAUGUUCAUAAGGCAAACUGUCGAACAAAAAACGGCCUAGGGCGAUCAGAUGUGGCAGGUAAUUAAAAACAGGGAGUGUCAAUCUGACAUGCGGGUGGGCAUGGUGUGAGGGGAGGGAAGCGAGCUCAGGUUGCAGCGAAGUCUCGUCACGCGUGAUUGCAACUUCACAGCAUGGACCGUUAGUCAGUCAUGUGGGGAACGGGAGAAGGAAUAGGGUCAUUUCGGUCACAGACUGUUGAAGGUCGAUCACGUUGUCCAAUCGCCUACAGAGCUCCAGCGUUCUCCCUACUGCAGUGGCCUCUGGAAAGCGCAGGGGAUGCCUAGUCGUCGCCCAAGAUAGGCCUUUAAAUGUAGCCACUGGUUUCACCGCACGGCCAGUACCAACCAGGUGUUUCGUAACCGACCCCCUGGGUACCUUAUUUUCCGCCCUCAGCAGUCAUUUCGUCAUAUGGUCAGCCGACCGAGUUGCUACCUGCCUUCUAGUGCGCCCAAUGUAUUUUCACCCGUAGUUACGUGUAGGCUCAUAAAUACAGUUUGAGGUGAUGUGCAUAGACAGGAUGUCUUUGAUUUGCCCAACUGAACCAUCCGCUAUAGUGCUUAUUAACAAGCUUAAGGCGGCGUAUGUCCGUUCAGUCGUGCAUCUAAGCCAUCGCAUUUGACCAAUUAUCGCCCUUAAAAGGGAGGUAGAUACUCACCGACUUUUGAUGCAGACAUUUCCACCGAACUUACCUCUCAGUGAUGACGAUACUUAUCGAUCCAGUUCUCCGAAUACCCGCUUUCAGGGAAGACAUCUUUCAAGAAAGUGAUCCCAUCAUUGAUCAUAUCUGAGGAACAGACCGUAGUGGUUCUGUUGAACAGACAAAAAACUAAGUAACGUUUUCUCUGAAGUGGAGCGAAAGUGGGAAAGUGCUUGUACUGUCUUUUCCAAGGGGUUUCUGAUAGACGGGUCUCUGAAUAGAAUCGUUCGCCAGCCUCUGCAAAAACGCCUGAGAGGGGUAGCGUGUCUUUCUUCUCCCGCUCGGGCGUAAAUUUUAUUUUUGUAUGGCCAUGUACAUAACUCUGAGUGGUAACUCCCCGUCUUUCGGGCCAAUGACUAAGACAAAAUAUUAUUUGUAUACCAUCUAUAAAAUGCAGCUCGGUGUAAACUUUGGGCUAAUUUUUUCCUCGGGGCUUGACGUGAAGAUGUCCACUAGGACCGGCCCCAAUGGACUGCCAAUAGUUAGGCUGUUGAUAUGUCUGUGCAAUUACUCACUGAACAAGAGCUGUAUGUGUUUAGUACAUAAUUGUAAUGGUUCCUGUAUUUGACUUGAUGCUAGACACGUUUCCGCUCCAUGAUCACAAAUGAUUUCAAUCGUCUCACUCAGCAGCAAGUUUGCAAACAGGCUCUACGCGUCAACUUAUCUCAUGGGCUUAUUCAAUGCAUCUUGACCCUUCAGGUCAUCAGUGUAUUAGAUGGCGCUUCAUGUAGUGCUAGCGGCAGGGUUGCGCCCGAUUGGUUUGAUUUCUUGAACUAGCCAUUGAGCGAGUUUAUGUUGGGACGGAUCUCACAGUGAUAAUAUUGGUCGGAGUGGUGUUCUUGACUUGUGAAGUUUUGGUAGACCGUAUAGUCUGGGAAUAUGUGAGCCCAUAAGCCUAAGCCAUGUAGCAAUUUCCUCUUCUACUACUUGAUUAUGGAGUAACGACUUCGCCUUUUUUCCGACAAUGUUUUCGUUUCUUCCUCCUCAUGGGUUUCACAGGAAAAUGUGCUGGCAUCCCUCAGCACUGUUUCCAUCUUACUAGCGUAAUCGGUCUUGUUUAGGCUUCCUUUUAUUUAGCUGUCAGGUUUGACCCCCCUGGGCAGUUUUCCUGUUGGAAAAUUUAUUAAUAUGCAAUGACUAUUCACAGUUGAGUAAGAGGUUGCGAAAUUCUAGGUCAUUAAAUUCUGCCUACUCUGUCGUCGUUGUCUUUUACAAAGUUCUCACUUAGUUUGCCUACAAUUUCCUUUCGAAAGUGAAUUAAGAUGUUCCGCGUUGAAACUAGUCAGUUCUCCGGGGCAGAGGCCCCUUUGAUUUCGACCGUGCCGUUUUUGAAUUUAACAGUUCUUCCAGGCAUGCUGUUUUCCACGUACCAGCACAAAUUUCACGAGCUGCUUUUACAGCUUUGUGCCCUCGGUUGAAGAGGUGUCGAAUAUACCCAUCGGUUACAGUAGCCCUGUAGAGCAGACAAAUGCAUUCAAUUAGCAUAUUCACGGGAAUAGUUUCAGUUGAAAUAAACUACAGAGCUUUAUUAGACAACUCAGCACAUGACCAACAUCCACAGGCCACGAAGGAUAUAACGUCUGACCGCAAACAAAACAACUUUAAAAUUAGAAUCUGUGUCUGUUGUUUUGACUUCAACCAGACUCUCUCAACCGCCGGCCUGCACGCUCAGAGUCGGUCGUCUCUGGGGGCGUUGCCGCCGGCGACAGGAGGAACACACUUGUGUCCUUUUGCCAUGCACCCUGCUCUAAGGCGCUUGCAGGCGGUUGCUUGGUAACGCGCGGAAAACACUUGAGGACGGUGUAGGCCUGUAAAUCGACGAUGCGGACUUAUUAAUAAGUCUUCUCAAUCAAAAACUGCCGACUAGGCCUCACAUUUCAGACUUCCUGACAUGAGGGUAGGGUGUGGUUGGCCAAUGACGACGGCGGAGUUGGGAUUGAAUGCUCCAGUCUCCCUGCGUAGGUCACUUAAAGAGCCCCUCAAAUUUCGAGCUUACGACAAUCAAGAUGUGUGGAAGUUGACUAGUACAAAAUGUGUGUGCACGCGGUGGUCGCACUAGUGUCACUUUGGUCGGUUCCAGCCUACGUCAUCAGCAGCCUGUGUAGUCGGUGUCCUGGAGUAGCCACUCAUGUCCCCCCCUCCCCCCACCAAUCGUUGAAUUGACGUUUCGGGUCAAUUAUCCCUUCCGCUUCUGACUUGACCUUGUCUGUUUUUGGCCAAAAAGCUACGGCGGCGGCGGAGUCUACUGGUGCUGGGAUUUGAAGAGAUAGUAACUGUAGAUUGAUUCGACACAUUACUGAGGCAAGGUCCUCAUGACGUCCGAUUUAUUGUUGGGGUCUAUCCUGACGGUGACAGCAGCGAGUGGAGCUUUAUUGGAUAACAGGCGACAUUCGCCUGCGGCUGUUUUACAGUUCACCGACUCGCUAGACUAGUGCCAAUCCACACCGAAGGUAUUAAAUCUGCACGGUCUGUGGCCGCUUAUCCGCCCGACUCGAUAACCUGCUUAUUUCCAAAUUAACAGGCGCUGGGUUCAGUUUGAUUAUUCGACACCCGUCAUCGCGUUGGGUAGUCUUCAGAUACUCUAGCAGACAGGGCCAUUUCCGAGUUCCAGCACUCCGUGGGCGGCUGCACGACACUCGGAUAGGAACGUAACAUUUUUCCCAAUUCAUAUCGUUACCUCUCAUCCAUCUCAUGCGUUCCGUAACAUGCCCCUUUUUGUCUCCUUUCUCAAGGUUUUCUUUUCCGAACUGAAGGCAUAAAUUGUUGGCCUGACAAGAACUGAUUAUGAUAAUGCUGGGACACCGACAGUGUAGGUCAUUCAAUCCUUGGGCGGGAUUGACCUAACUUAAAGUCAUCUGUCGCCGUCAUAUGCGUCACUAAGUCGACAUUCUACGUCUUGGGGCUACAUCACUAAAGUCGAUAUUUCGAUCCCAAGUGUCCAGAUUUCAACCUUGGCCGCAUUUUGGCUGCUAAAUGCAAGUCUUGUUGGGAGAAAACAAGUGACUUUUAUAAGUAGAAAAAGGGAGUGCUGUUCGAUCGCCGUAGUCACUUGUUUAUUUGUUUGAGCUCUCGAACUCGUGCAGGAGACCAUUAUCAGAGUUAAAAGCGGGGUCAGAACAAGAAACAGUUAUAGGGGGUAUGCGCCAAUCAAACGCCAGUGACGCCAUUCUGGUGAUCGAUACAUCGAUUAAAUCGCCACCCGUCGAAAAACCAGCUCAUAUUCGUGUAUGCGCGAUCGGAGUAUGCGUUCAGUGCUCGGAUUGCGCAUACGUAACCGGGCUUGCCGUGCGGUGGGAUAACAAAAUGUCGCAAGUGGCUGCCCACACCUGCGGAAGGGGCCACGAGGAUAAUCUCCCGCGCCAGAAGCAAGGCAGAAGCCUGGGCCUUGAAUGAGGACUCGGUCGAUCGAUGUAUCGACCUGUCGCCGGUAUACAGAGCCUUGCGCAGUCGCCUCCAGAAUGGCGCCACUGGCGUUUGAUUGGCUCAUGUCCCCUUUAACGGUUUCUUGUUCUAUCUCCACUUUUAUCCCUGAUAAUCGUUUCCUGCACGAGUUCGAGGGCUCAGACAAAUAAAGAGAUGAUUUCGGCGAUCGAACGAACUUCCUGUCCUCUGCCUGGAAUGCGAAUGUCCGCCGCAAUUAGUGCUUCUGUGCCCGAGGACCUCACAGGGAGCUUGAGUACACACUUCCAGAUGACUGAGGUUUAACAGUCUUACUCAAUUAAGAAAUAUCGGUCUUGAAGUCGUAUUCACUUCGUCUCGGUAGACAACCAUCAAUUUUUCGUCACCGGCUUUAGUAUUGCUCCAGCUAUAUCGCGACUCACCUCAGCUUAUAACAGCAGACAUUUACCCACACACGGAGUCGCUUUAUAAUUUUGGUCUGACACAACACACUUUUCCUUGUAGAACCCUUCACAUACCCGUGCUGCGUUGCGUCCGUCUGAAGGACUACCGCAGAGGUCUGCUCUGGAACAAGUGUCGAAAAUAAAAAGGGUAAGCCUCAUCAAUGGGCUUUGCUUCUUGACGCCUUACGCAUCGUGCAGAAUAACCCCCCCCCCCCCCCCCCUAGUCGGCGCUGUACAAGCCUAACCAACGACUUAUUUUAAUGCUGGUAUACUGCACAGACAAGAAUCUCACUGUCGCCUCUUUUGUUUUCAAUUCUAUUUCAGAAUCUCCUACAACGCCAAAAGGAACUGCGAUCGAUGCAGAUAGGUGCAUCGAAUGACAAUAGGCCUCUUUAA